Messenger RNA from Dothidotthia symphoricarpi CBS 119687, 520 nucleotides. RefSeq lists its product as uncharacterized. The transcript has a single exon. The coding region runs from base 32 to 352 and encodes 106 amino acids. The record is from RefSeq and is a predicted model, not a curated record. Lineage: Eukaryota; Fungi; Ascomycota; Dothideomycetes; Pleosporales; Dothidotthiaceae.
GGGUGAAGUAGAGUGGUGGGUUGAAGGGGGGAUGGGGGUUCGUUUUCGCUUUUUUUUUGUCUUUUCUUUCGAUUUACUUCUCUGGUGUGCUGUGUUGUGUUGUACUUGUAUAGUGUUGUUGUGUUGUUGUUCGUUACGCACGAUAUCCUGCCUCUCUGGCUUCUCUCUUUUUUUAUCCUUUUCCUUAAUCCUACUACGGCAUCACUUGUCAUACAAAUUUUUCUUAGCCAUAUAUAUGUAUGUAUUAUCUUGUGUAUUGUUUUACUUGAACUUGAAUACGGCCUUUUGUAAAGGAUUGUGCGCUGGGGAUAUGUCGUUCGUUCUUGUUGCUGUUCUUGGUCGGGGUUAUUGAUAUAGGGAGGGCAAUUGGAUUUGUAGUCCUUGAACUGGGCUGGACUUUAUUUGAUUUGGUGAUUUGGUGAUGUGGUGAUGUGGUGAUGUGUUGUGUUGAUAUAUCGUGCUGUGGUGGGAUGAGAUGAGAUGAGAUGUAUCUAUGGUGUUGUUAGGUGAGGAUGCGGAU